GAUUGAUUCGAUCCUCUUAAUCUAUCUGCGCCUGCUUCAUCUCCAAUUCCUCUCUCUUUCACCGUUUUCUUCUUCUUCUGCUUCUUCUUCUCUCGCAUUCGCAUGGAGAACGACACCGCCGCCGCCGCCGCUAACAAUAACACCGCCACUGCGAAAGUAGGUUCCGGAGGAGUGAAAUCGAACAAUCAUAACCUAGAGGAAGAGCAUUCCAAUUUGAAUGGCGAGGAGCACAUGGCAGAGCAAGUGGAGGCGGAAGAGGAAGAAGAUCGAGAAGCCGAUGUAGGUGAAGGAGAACCAACUGGAUCUGCGCCCAACCCUCGCCAACCUACGCGAACCCCGUUCACUAAUCUCAGCCAGGUCGAUGCUGACCUUGCUCUUGCUCGAACCCUCCAGGAACAGGAAAGGGCAUAUAUGAUGCUGAGAAUGAAUAAUGAUGGAAGUGAUUAUGGUAGUUGGGAAGGUGAAGGCUAUUUGCAUGAUGAUGGAGAUGAUUUUGAUGAUCUACACGAUGGUACUGACGUGGAUGAGGAUGAUGAUGAUGAUGACGAGGAUGACGACGAAGAUGAUGAUAAUGAGGAGUAUGAAGAUGAAGAUGCAUUUGAUGUCCAUGCUAAUGCUGGAGAACAUGAUAAUCCCAGCAUUGAAUUUGACCCAGAUGUUUUUUCAAGCGAUGAAGCAUAUGCUAGAGCAUUACAGGAAGCUGAAGAGAGGGAGAUGGCAGCUAGAUUGUUGGCUUUUGCUGGGAUAAAUGAUCGGGAGGCAGAGGACGUAGAGGAACAUGGUGCUAAUUCUCAGGUAAAUGUCUCUGUACAUGUACUCUCACACGGAACCAUGUACACAAUACCAAACAUUGAAAAGGAUGCUUGGGAGGACGUUGACCCAGAUGAACUUUCAUACGAGGAAUUACUGGCAUUGGGUGAAGUAGUUGGAACUGAGAGCAGAGGUCUUUCAACCGAUACUAUUGCCGGUUUGCCUUCACUCAACUACAAGAUUGGGAGUGAUCAGCAUGGAAGCAAUGAUUCGUGCGUCAUUUGCCGGGUGGACUUUGAGGAUGGUGAGUCUUUAACACAUCUUUCCUGCAAACAUCUGUACCAUCCUGAGUGUAUCAACAAUUGGUUGAAAAUAAACAAGGUUUGCCCAGUCUGUAGUACCGAGGUAUCUGCUUCUGGGAGCAACUUGUAGGAGGAGAUUUGAUACAUGUUCUCCACUUAAAAUUGAAGAAAAGUUGUGCAAGUUGGGGCCUAAUAUUCCCUUAUUUUAAUAGCAUUGCCAUGUUGGGGGAGAUAGUCUUUAUUUCCAGCUCCUUCGUUUUAAAUGUAACAUGUAACUUUUGGAACCAGCUCUCUAGAGUCUAGAUUGACUUUUUUUAAUGGAAUGAAUGGCGUUAAAUUGGCCAGUUUUUU
Molecule: messenger RNA, 1403 nt
Organism: Vigna umbellata (rice bean)
Lineage: Eukaryota; Viridiplantae; Streptophyta; Magnoliopsida; Fabales; Fabaceae
Source: RefSeq, a predicted model, not a curated record